Messenger RNA from Oncorhynchus keta (chum salmon), 5113 nucleotides. Its product is annotated as single-minded homolog 1-A-like. The coding region runs from base 486 to 2885 and encodes 799 amino acids. Gene Ontology annotation, molecular function: DNA-binding transcription factor activity, RNA polymerase II-specific; protein dimerization activity; RNA polymerase II transcription regulatory region sequence-specific DNA binding. The record is from RefSeq and is a predicted model, not a curated record. NCBI's taxonomy places the organism in Eukaryota, Metazoa, Chordata, Actinopteri, Salmoniformes, Salmonidae. The transcript is spliced from 12 exons. Gene Ontology annotation, biological process: regulation of transcription by RNA polymerase II.
AUUAUUUUUGAUACACUCGCAUCCAUAAAGCAGAGGUGAGGGAAGUCUAGUGUGCCUCUGCUGUCGUAGUUGAAGUUCUACUGAGGGUUUUCGGGGAAACUAGGACAUAAGAACAGAAGUGAGAAGAGAAGGACAUGAUAUCUUCGGCAACGGUGUGAAGGACCUGAACUCCUCACAGAGAUGUUGGGCCCAAGUGGAUGUCAUGUACAAUGAAUCUGGAGCUAUGGCCGAUUACUCCUCAUAAUAUACAGGAUACUCAGAUCCUUCUUCGCCAUCUUAAUCUAUCCUGGAAGUAACAUGGGAAUGUUCAUAUUUUAUUUCUGGAUUUAGUCAGGAAGGAGAACCGAGCAGCUACAGUGUUACCUUGACGCACCACACAAGUUAUCCGCGCCCGAGCAAUACAGUUCGUGCAUUGGAAGAGCCAAGCGCGUAAAACAGAAUGCAUGGGUGUCAAAGCAGUAAAAUGAUAUAGAAUUGAGAUCUGUAUGUUGACUGACUUUUAUUGUUUGGUGAAUUCACGCCAAGGUCGAAGAAAAUAUAAUUAUUUGAAAAUGAAAGAAAAAUCGAAAAAUGCUGCCCGGACUCGACGGGAAAAGGAAAAUAGUGAAUUCUAUGAGCUGGCCAAGUUGUUGCCUUUACCUUCUGCCAUCACGUCUCAGCUUGAUAAAGCUUCAAUUAUUCGACUCACAACAAGUUACUUGAAAAUGAGAAUUGUUUUUCCUGAAGGGCUGGGAGAGUCCUGGGGCCACGUGAGUCGGACCAGAUCUCUGGAUAAUGUUGGGCGAGAGCUGGGAUCACAUCUGUUACAGACGUUGGACGGGUUCAUUUUUGUGGUUGCUCCUGACGGGAAAGUAAUGUACAUAUCUGAAACAGCAUCGGUCCAUUUGGGCUUAUCACAGGUAGAGCUGACCGGAAAUAGUAUUUACGAGUACAUCCACCCUGCUGACCACGACGAAAUGACAGCCGUGCUGACAGCUCACCAACCCUGCCACUCGCACUUUGUCCAAGAAUAUGAAAUGGAACGUUCAUUCUUUCUGAGAAUGAAAUGCGUCCUCGCGAAAAGAAAUGCCGGUCUGACAUGUGGUGGAUACAAGGUGAUCCACUGCAGCGGGUACCUAAAGAUCCGUCAGUACAGCCUGGACAUGUCUCCAUUUGAUGGCUGCUAUCAGAACGUGGGCUUGGUGGCGGUGGGCCACUCUCUACCCCCUAGCGCUGUCACUGAAAUCAAACUACACAGCAACAUGUUCAUGUUCAGAGCCAGCCUGGAUAUGAAGCUCAUCUUCCUCGACUCCAGGGUAGCUGAGCUGACAGGCUAUGAGCCCCAGGAUCUUAUAGAGAAGACGCUCUAUCACCAUGUCCAUGGCUGUGACUCCUUCCACCUGAGAUGUGCACACCACUUGUUGCUGGUGAAAGGCCAAGUGACCACUAAGUACUAUAGGUUCCUGGCUAAGCAGGGUGGCUGGGUUUGGGUCCAGAGCUAUGCCACCAUCGUACACAACAGCCGUUCCUCCAGACCCCACUGUAUCGUCAGUGUCAACUACGUCCUGACGGAUACUGAGUAUAAAGGACUCCAGCUGUCUCUGGACCAGGUUACAGACACCAAGCCCUCCUUCCCCUUCAGCAGUGCUCCCACCAGCCUCACUGAGAACCGCAGAGCACCCAAGAGCAGAGUGUCCCGAGCCAAGGCCAAGGCUCGACUCUCCCCCUACACACAGUACACUGGUUUCCAGGCCGAGCGGUCAGAGUCGGACCAGGAUAGUCCUUGGGCAGGAUCUCCCCUCACAGACUCCGCUUCCCCUCAGCUGCUGGAGCGGGGGGAGGGGCUUAGCGCCUCCUGUGCCUACAGGCAGUUCUCCGAGCCACGUCCCCUCUGCUACAGCCUCCCAAUCACUGAGGAGCACCACCACCACAUCCCCAGUGAAAGUCACCCCCACCUCGACAGACACGGCCACAACCAGACGUGCGAGCGGGGCCGCUGUGAGGCAGGGAGGUACUUCCUGGGUGCUCCCCAGGGUGGGACAGAGGCGUGGUGGGGAGCUGCCCGCUCUGUGCUGCCCCUGGCCAAGACCUCGUCCCUGGAGAAUGGAGAGGGAUACGAGAGCAGCGUGCCCUACAUCACCUCCAUCCACAGUCUGCAUAACUGUGGCCAAUGGGACCAGGACAGUGUGGUCAGCUCGCCAGACGGGGGCUCCGCCAGCGACUCAGGGGACCGUUACCGCGCAGACUACUUCCGGGUCAGCCCCCAGGAGCCGAGCAAGAUCGAGACCCUGAUCCGAGCCACGCAGCAGAUGAUCAAGGAGGAGGAGAAUCGUCUGCAGCACCGCAGCAAGCUCCACCCAGGCCCUGACACUCCUCUAGGUCCUGCCAACGGCCUCCCGAAGGGCCCCGGACCCAGCUUCACCACUGACUACCCCCAGGGAGUGCUACAUAGCGUGUUGUGCCGUGGCCUGGGUCAGGUGAUCAGCCCCGCAUCAAGCCCUGCCCCUCUCUCCAGGCUCAGCAGCCCAGGGUCUGAUCCCCUCCUCCCCAAGCCCAAAAACUACCUCCAACAGACAGGACAGACAGACUUGUCCCCUCACCCCCAGCCCCUGCACCACCAGCUUGGCUGUCCAGGCCCCUGCUCAGACUCCUCCCCUACCCCUGCCCCAGCUCUCUACCCUUCCCACCCCCAAACCCAAACGGGGAGGCCCUAUCUGGACAAGCAAGCUGCUGCCUACUCCCUGACGGGCUAUGCCCUAGAGCACCUGUAUGACCCCAAGAGCCUCAGGGACUUCUGUUCCUCCGCUGGCACCACCCACUAUGACGUGACUUCACACCUGCGCAUGCAGGCAGAGCAGGGGCCGGGACACAAGGGGACCUCCGUCAUCAUCACCAACGGCAGCUAACGCCUGCUUGUCCAAUAACACUAAAGGGAUGUCUAAAAUGUCAGCCUAUUCCCUGUAUAGGGAAAAGUGUGCCAUUUCCCUACAUGCUAUUUUUGGACCAGAGCCUGCGUAGGGCUCUGGUCAAAAGUAAUGCACUACAUAGGGAAUAGGGUGCCAUUUCAGAUGCACACUAAAACACAUGAAGAAGAAACUGGAUCCAUGGAAUAUUCAUUCUAUUUUUUUUUUUUUUAAUUUAUUUUACCUUUAUUUAACCAGGAAAGUCAGUUAAGAACAUAUUUUUAUUUUCAAUGACGGCCUGGGAACAGUGGGUUAACUGCCUGUUCAGGGGCAGAACGACAGAUUUGUACCUUGUCAGCUCGGGGGUUUGAACUCGCAACCUUCCGGUUACUAGUCCAACGCUCUAACCACUAGGCUACGCUGCCGCCCCUAUAGCCCAGCCUCAACGGCCUCUUCUGUGUCUUAUCCAGCAAAAACAUUUGUUUCCUUUUCUUUUAAUCUUUACAGAGCUACAUUAUUCCAUUUGCACUGCCAGAAAUAGAGUUUAAUUGCGGGAACCUCACCCCUAUGGUUGAAGAUAGGGUUGUGGAUAUGCUUUGAGUUAACAGGACAGGGUUCAACGUUAGUGCACUUUUUAGUGUUGGUCAGAAUCCCCUUAUCACAACACAACUCUAGAACUAGACCUGGUUAAAUUGAUAUAUUUUUUGCCCGCUCUACAGACGGCUAUAUCUGUCUGCUAAUACAGGACUAGUAAAGGCCCAGUGCACUACUUUUAAGAUAAUAAUUCAGGGGAUACUACAGCAUCCUCAGCACCCCUACUUUCCGUACCUAUAGUUAAAGGUGUGUAAGUAUAGAGAUGAAGCAAAAAUGACACAAAAAAAACUUCAGACAUCAACAAUUAUGCAAAUUCAUUCUAUCUAUGUUCUCCCCAGUAGGUAAGCUAUGGAUUAAGGGAAGUGUACCCACACUUUCAGAGAAAGCAAAGGGGGGAUUUAAGGGAUACAUGCAAGAGAUACAUAUGCCUACAUUUACAUUGAGACAUACAUCAGUUCACCUGGACUGUCAGGUAGCAGGCUUUACUUGGGCUAAAUGUCUCGUUGGCGUGGAUAACAACAUUUAUUAGUGAUUUGGUCUGUAGUGGUAUAAUAUCACCUCAGUGAGGAUACCAACAUUAUAUACAACCUCUAAUGAACAAUCUUAUUGAGAUGUGAUUACUGGGAGGCUAAGGGUCAAUAUGAUGGCAUGGAUUGUCUCAUUUGCCAGGUGUAGUGGUAAACACUGAGGGGGAAUUUAGCAUGCUUUCAAGGUAAACACUGAGGGAGUUAGCAUGCUAGCAAGGCUGAGGUGUGAGUUAGCAUGCUAACAAGGUUGAGGUGUGAGUUAGCAUGCUAACAAGGUUGAGGUGGGAGUUAGCAUGCUAACAAGGCUGAGAUGGGAGUUAGCAUGCUAACAAGGAUGAGGUAGGAGUUAGCAUGCUAACUAGGCUGACGUGAGAGUUAGCAUGCUAACGUGUGUGUACCUCCGAGGCAUGUCUUGUUAAAUUGUCAACAAGGGUAAUUGUACAGUUAUUGUACUGGAAAGAGAUGCCCAUUGUUUAUUGAACAUAUGAUAAGAUGAAGGAAAAAUCAAGUGAUGUGAAAUGGAGAGAUUGUGUCUGAUGUGGUUGAUCGACUUGUGCACUGUUCUAAUAUUACAGAAUGAUGUAUAGGCAACGCUUGCUUGUACCAACAUGACAUUAGUUAAUAUUACCAUAAUAAUGAGUUAUAUGACAAUUAAUGAAAUGUUUUCACAAAGUCAUGAUACAUGCAGCAAUAUGCAAUCCAACCAGUUGGGUAUUCGUUUAGACAGCCUAAAUCAUUAUCACAUCUGAUCAUGCUAAUGCUUGUUUGUUAUAAACUAGCAUUACCUUUCUCUAACGCUUCAUAUCAUGUUUAUUAUUCUGUUUUGUAGGCAGUGUGACACAUUUCAAGCGUUCCCCUGGAUUCUGUUGUAAAUGUGGUUACCAUAUCUCUUUAUAUUUAUAAGUUUGAAUUUGUUUUUGUUUUUGUCAGAGUUUGAAUUGUACUUUUCCAAAGUUAUUUAUGAUGUAAAUAUGCUGAGAAAAAGACACCACUUUGAAGCACAAGGGAAAAGUUGUAUUUAUUUAGUGAAUGUUUAUUUUGGGUUUUGAAACAUAGUUGCAAUCAAAACAGUCUGCUUGCAUAUGAGUGUGUUUGAUUUAAACAAAUUCU